AUGUCCAUUGAGUCAGCGCCGACGUUUUCCGACUUCCCGACGGCCAGCAGUGGAGAAUUUGCUCCUUACGACUUGCUCCUACCGGAUAUGCUGCCGUACCUCACAGUGCAGGAUCUGCUAAACUGGCGCCUGCUAUCGCAUGAAACCAGAAGUCCUUCAGCCUUGAUCCAUCAUGUGGCCGAUAUGGGGAGCAUGGAACGGGCCGAGUCAGUUUUCGAACUCGCAGAUAAGAUGACGGUGUUUCGACACCCAACCAUCCCAAACACAGCCGCCUUUGAAGGUGAUGAUGCCGAGAAGCAGAAGAUCUUCGAGUGUCAAUUGUGGUGCAUGGCCCUCGCUUCCAAGAGCAGAACGCAUUUUGCCAGAAGCGAUGUACACCGCAUUGUUGGCAAGAACGUUGUUUGCUUCGGUACUGCCUGA
Molecule: messenger RNA, 420 nt
Organism: Symbiodinium sp. CCMP2456
Lineage: Eukaryota; Dinophyceae; Suessiales; Symbiodiniaceae
Source: the annotation of a GenBank genome assembly